This is a messenger RNA of Rhincodon typus (whale shark), 5409 nucleotides long. Its product is annotated as proline/serine-rich coiled-coil protein 1-like. Bases 1722 to 3191 code for a protein of 489 amino acids. Gene Ontology annotation, biological process: mitotic metaphase chromosome alignment. The record is from RefSeq and is a predicted model, not a curated record. NCBI's taxonomy places the organism in Eukaryota, Metazoa, Chordata, Chondrichthyes, Orectolobiformes, Rhincodontidae. Gene Ontology annotation, cellular component: spindle pole; spindle microtubule; microtubule cytoskeleton. Gene Ontology annotation, molecular function: microtubule binding. The transcript has 9 exons.
UCCUGCUAGAUGCACUGGAAUUAAGGUGAUUCAAAUCCAGAUAGCCCAAAACUCUAGUUAUGGUAAUGUUGUCAACUGUUCCAGCUAGCUGAAUAGGAAAUCCAAUAGAAGAAUGUCCAUGAAAAGAAGUUCUGGAGUAGUAACUGGAUUAACUGUCUUGUGUGCACUUGUCAUUGUCUGCACCAAUCAAUUGGAGUGGAGUUAGGCCAUGCUAGACAGCAAAAUGCAAGUGUGACUAAACCUGUGUCAAAUAGAAAGAAAUUGAAUUGAUACAGUAAGUGGAAAACUGGUAUGAAGGAGUGACAGUGUCCACCAUAAAGUUUUUCAGUCAUUCUGAGACAUUAGAUCUGCUUCUUGGAAAAAUUUGACAAGCAAGCAUGCCGAAUUUCUGAAAAGGAUGAAAAUAGCUACCUGACCUGAUGCCAGAGCAGCUCGGCUGCUGUGGUUCAAAAUGGCUUGAGCAGAGAACCUCUCCUGUCUAAACCUAUAGGAAAGUGGAGUCACCCUGGCAAAGGCUUGCCACACGGAGUUCAUUGCAGGGCUUGGUCACUGUACCGAAUCAAGGCAAGACGUUGUCUUCUGUAUGGUGAGGGUGUACCAGUUAUGAUAGAUGAUUGACUGCAAAAUGAUCUCAUCCACAUCCUGAAUGCAUCAAGAGACUCUUUUUAAUGCAGAUGAAACUGAACUAUUUUAUUGUCUUUUACCAAAUCACACUCUAGAUGUUUCCUCUUCAAAUAUUAAUGGUGGAAAGUGAAGCCAAGAAACCUAUCCUGCUGUGAUCUGUGCUAACAUGGACGGCACCAAAAAGGUGCUGCUGCUUUGAUGCGAAAGUCUAAGACAUCACAUUGUUUUGUGAAUAUCAACUUAUUACUGCACAGUAUGAGUCUAACCAAACUGUCUGGAUGAUCUCCAGUAUUUUUGAGGCAUUGAUCAGCAAGUAGAGAAAAAUGUACAAAUGGACAAAAAGGAAAAUUACCUUUACAGACAACUGCCUCAUGCACUGUGACAUCACUGGCCUCAAGUCAAGCUGAUGCUUUUGCCUUUCAACACCAGACAAUAGAUCGGGGAUGAUUAGAUUCCUAAAAAUCAACUAUUGAUGGCAGCUGAUCUUGCAUCUUUAUUGAUAGCUUCUGGAAUAUUUGCACUCCUGUUAGAGGCUACUUGCAUGGAAGAUGGUAACAAAAGGCAACAUUGCCAACUGCUCCAACCAUGUUGAGUUCAAACAGGCUGCAACUGUUCAAGAUGCCAAGGAAUGCAGGGGCAAGGAUGGGGCCAACCAAUUUGUUGAUGAAGCCCUUUUUUUUCCUUCACCUGUAGAAGGAUGGCACAAAAAUUCCAACAGACGCACCAAAUGGAUGAUACUGUAUGUUGCACAAAGGAUCUGGCAGACAAGGUGGUGGUAGAUUUCAUGCAUUCUUCAACUGAGGAGCCAGAUGACCCUGAAGGUCUGAUGAAUGCUCACCCAUCGGUCUCUCUACCUGAAGUUGCAACGGCUGCAGAAAUACAGCAAGAUUUCAUUUGCAGCACAAAAACACAGAAGACAUGUUUAACUUCAUUGACAACAUGGUGGAUUGUAUCACGCUUGGCUGAAGACAGCACUUUACUUGGUUAAAGUUGCUGGGUUUUUCCAGAGGUAACUCUGUCUUUUACGGUACAAAGUCAGACCAUUGCAAGAAAAAAAACAUCUGUUGAGUUAACUGGAAACUUGCAAUUUGAAGACAAUGAAUUUGACAACUGAUGACGAUGCUAACUUCAUAACUGAAGAAACAUUUGAUUUUGGAAUUGGUUUCCCAACUGAAAGCCAAGAAUCAUUGCUUGAAACUGACCCUGAAGAAGUUUUAAUUGCUCCAAUCAGGCAUUCUGAGAGGUGUGUUGCUAUGGGAAUUGAUGUGAACUGUAAUAAUGGAAAUCAGCAGAAAACAAAUGAAGCCGUGCUGAAGUGGAGUCCACUAAGUGCAGAAAAACUCGUAGAAAUAGUAAAGGAAGCAAAUCGUCUGGCAAAUCAAUUUGAAAAAUGUGCUUUGAAGGAGAAGGAAAAUGCAAAAAUACAGGGAAGAGAGGACAGAAGUGGCAAUGACCGAUCAAAAUUGGAAAAAGAAUCCAAAGCCAAAAUCAGACUUCUACAAGAUAACAGAACGUGUAAAAAAAGUCCUCGAAGUCCAAGGAGAGAUACAUUUUUUGUGUUGGAUAGCCCAAAUAAGGCUCUUCUUCCUUCUGUGAAUCUUCAGGUUAUAAAUGAAAACAGCCCAAUCGCUAACACCGGACAUGUACAUCCCAUUGAACAUGAAAUCAGCAACUCCAGAAUAGGUUUGACCAGUGAGUCUGAACGAAUAACCACCAACAAACCAAUGCAAACAAAGGAAGGUAACCUAUCUACAGAAAUCAAGCAAGCAGCUGUUAAGAAGCAAUCAAUGCUGUCCAAACCAUCUGGUUUGAAACUUCCAUCUGGUUUUAACAGGAAAGGAAAUAUGCAUUCGCUAUCUCCGUCCAAACCCUACCAAUAUCCUAAAAAGGAUUCAGUGCAUGCACCCUUGUCCUCUACAGGGCAUCUAAAGCAAACCAGAGGUGCAUCAUUAAACAAUCCAGAAAAUCGUUCUGGAAAGAGUACCAUUUUGCACAGCAAACAAAGUAAAGAGAAAGCCCCAAUGAUAUCAGAGACCAAGAUGCAUAGUUCAUCGAUCUCUUUUAAACACUCUGCUGAUGCCAACAGUAAGCUACUUUCAAGUGCUAACAAAGCUUCUAGCAAGGAGAUCAGUCAAAUACAACCACCAAGCAAGAUUCCUCCUGGAAACAGAUUGAGACCUGGAUCUGUCUCAUCUAUUCGCACUGGGAAUAAAAACGAAAGAGCCAGUUCAGCUGUGCUUAAAGGGAAAGGAUCAGAAAGACCACUCAAAACCACAGUUACUUCAACUAAGCAUCUGAAUUCUACUGUAUGUGCUUCAGCGAGCCAAAUUAAGUCUCAGCCUGAGAAAGCCACUUCAAGUAAUGUUGUAAAAAGGUUUAGCAUUACAGACUUGUGUUGCUCAUCUUGGUGUGAAGAGGACCCAGUAUAUGGAGAUGAUUUGUUAUGGCAUUCAAUGAGUACAGAAUGUGAAGAUGUUUUCUUUCUUGCAUUUCUAACUAACCUGUGUACUGAGAAUUUAUUAAAACUUUUACUGUGGAAUGUUGUGGCCUUUCUCCAAAGGGAGUAGAUUUGGAAGCGGAAAGGACUGAAACCUGUCUAUACAAAAAAUGAAAUUUUAAUGGUUUUAGGAUUAAGUUUCAAACCUUUUUCUUUGGUAUUUCACUUAAAAGUUAUUUUUAAAACGGAAGCUAUGUAACACUAAAAAAAGUGACAUUGAUUUUUGUUUAGCUAUCUCAUUUAUGAGUCAUAAACUAUGAAUUGUAAAAAUAUAUCUUAAAGCUCAACUUUUUACCUUUUUAUCUUGGCUGCGUCAUCACCGGCACAAGAUUAGUUUUGAAACAUGCAGAAAUCCUAGUAAAUGUAUUUGUAAAGUCUGAGACUGUGGUGCAUGACUUUUCUAAUCUUCAUGUCCUUUUUAUUUCACUUAUCACAUACUUCACUGGAGGAAUUUCAAGAGAUUAAAACUGGUUAAAACUGAUCCAUGAAGAAAUGGUUUUACAAAAGUCUGUUAAAUGUACCUUUAUGAACUGCCAUUCACUAAUAUUGCCAGGUAUUGUAAAAUGAGCAAAUUAAGGUAGGAAGUUCACAAAUGUAACUCUGUUUCAAGAAAGAAAGGAAAACUGGGAACAUGGUACGUGAGUUGUUGGAAAAUGAGAGUCUUAACUUCCAUUAGAACAAGUCAACAUGCUUGAAAGGGAAAUCCUGUUUGACAGAUUUACUAGCUUUUUGAAGUUAUAACGAAUUGAAUGGAUGAUGGACAACCUUCUAUGUAGUAUACCUGGAUUUCUAAAAAGGUUUCAAUAAGGUGUCCCAGAAAAGAUUAAUGGCAAGAUAAGGGCUCACAGAACUGAUAAGAUAUUAACUAGGAUAGAGGAUUCUUUAAUGGACCCAAAACAGGACAUUUUCAUAUUGUACGCCAUGACUUGAAGUGCCACAAGUAUAACUGUUGGUGUCUCAGCUAUUUACUGAAGGAGGACACAGGCUACAAUUAGCUAUAGACAAGUUAAUCGAGUGGGUGGCAAGCUGGCAGAUGAAGUCUAUUGUGGAUAUGUGAAGUUACUGACUUGCCAUGCAAGAAUAACCAAGUGGAAUAUAUUUUUUGAAAGAUGUGAAAAUUGUAAAUGCUGAUGUUCAGAGACUUGUGUACUUAUACAAGAAAAUAGGAGAGCAAGUGGUAUGUUGGCCCUUAUUUGCAAGGGGAUUGAAGUACAACAAUAAGAGUCUUCCCACUAGUGAACUGGGCUUUGAUGAAAGCACAUUGGAAUACUCUGUGCAGUGUUGUGCGCUCUUUCUGUCUAAAUGAGGAUUUUCAUAAAUCUUGCAAAGGAGGAGCUGGUACAGCAAAGCUUCACUAGAUUGGCUACUGGGAUGAGGACUUUGUCCUAUGACAAGAAGAUGAGCAAAUUUAGUCUUAUUUUCUCCAAUUCAGAGGGGAAAAAAAAAGUGUGGAUUUUAUUGGAUUUGAUAGGCUGGAUGCUGACCGAUUGUGUCCACUGGUCAGCAAAACAAAAACAUGCACACUCUCAGGAGAAGAGGUAGAUUAUUUAGGACUGAGAUGAGAAAAUAAAAACUUCACCAUGAAGAGACGUGAAUCUUUGUAAUUCUCUAACACCACAGGAUUGUGCAUUUCCAUUGUUGAAUACAUUUAAGGCUUAGAUUUUUUUUGGUAUCUCAGGGAACCCAGGAAUACAGGAGAGCAGGUAAAAAAGAAGAGUUGAAGUCAGAUAUAACCCAUGAUCCUAUUGAAUGAUGGAGCAGACUCACCGGGCCUUAUGGUUGAUUCCUGCUCCUUUCCUUUUAUGUUUGGAUACAUUGGUUUUAGUACAGGAAUAGAAAUUGAAUUCAAAUUUUGAAAGUUAUGGGUUAGUACCAGGUAAAACAAACCAAAUGCAAUUUAAUGGUAAUAUACAUUAAUCUGCCCAUUGACAUUUGUCAGGGAAUGGAACUUGCUCCCUUCUAGUUUAACCCAUGUGGUUUACUUUUACUGUCCUCGCAAUGUGUUCGGGUUGUUUUAUGGACAUACACACUAAAAUAAGCACCACAUACUUUUGUACGAUAGAUUUGUUUUUGUAAGAUUUGGUUCUUUAGAUACAGUUCUAUGAAGCUUUUUGUUUCUGUUUUGAUAUGAUGGAUCACAUUGUAUUUUGUUGUGUAAUAAAUACAAUUAAUCUUUGUUUAAAAUUACAGUAAAUGUGUUUUGUAGCAAAUAGUUGUGGCUGUUUUAUUUUGUAACUUGUAUUUAAUAAGGUGCAAGUAUCAUGUAUUUCCCAACGCAAUAGACUAAA